AUGUGGAGAUUUUCUCCAAGUGUGAAGUUUGUGAAGUAUUUGUACAAAUAUGUUUGGAAAGGGGUGGAUUGUAUCUGCAUGGAGGUUUCGAGCAAAAAAGGUUUCGAAUAUGAGAUCAAGCAGUUUGUAGAUGCCCGUUGGAUCUUCCCGCAAGAAGCACUAUGGAGAAUAUACAAGUAUCAGAUGAAUAAGAUUUCUCCACUUGUAGUCUCAUUACAAAUACACCUCAAGGAUCAGCAAAAGAUUUUACUUCCAGAUGGGCGGACCGUGCGAGAUGUGCUGCAGGGAGAGAAGGCAUCCCGUACAAAGCUUACCGAGUAUUUAAGAAAAAAGCAGAAGAUGAGUUUGCAAGAACCCUUUUAUACAAGGAAUUUCCAGAGCAUUAUGGGUCCAACUUCUUUUGAGUACCUGCUAAAGAUAGCUUCUAUUACCUUUUUGACGUACAUAGAAGUGGCGCAGCAUCUUGGUUUGUUAGAAAUUGAUACUGCCAUGCAUGAUACACUUCUUGAAGCAACACAAGUGCAGAUGCCUUUGUCCUUGAGAAGGCUUUUCUGUACGAUGUUAACCUUAUGGAACCCAACCGGAAUCCGCGAAUUAUGGGAUGAAUUUCUUUCACACCUGAUUGAAGAUCACCUCAGCUCCAACAAGGAACAAGGUGAUAUUAAUCUUAUGUUACGGGAACCUAGUUCUACUCUUGGUCCAGAUUUGAUGAAGAAGUAUCAGUUGCCAACCAUCACCGAAGACGUAGGCACUUCAGGAACAAAUGAUUUGGUCAUGGAAGAAAAAUUGAUUCCUAUUCCUCCAGAAUAUUUGUCGGCUAUCGGCCAGCUAAACAGAGAUCUCAUUCGGAAGACCAGCUUGAUUAUCUGGGACGAAGCAACAAUGGCAAACCGAUAUGCAUUUGAAGCUUUAGAUCGGACAUUAAGAGAUGUAACUAAGGUUGAGCUACCAUUUGGAGGUAAGAUUUUGGUUUUGGGUGGUGAUUUUCGUCAACUGUUGCCUAUAAUUGAACGUGGCACACGAGCACAGGCAGUAAGUACAUGCUUAACCAAUGCAAAAUUCUGGAAGCAUGUCAACGUAAUUCAUCUCAAAGAGAACAUGCAUUCAAGGUUGGAUCCCGGCUUCUCAGAAUUCUUUCUUCGCAUUGGAGAUGGAGUUGAAUCUUAUGUUAUAGAAAAGAUGGCUGUUAGGAGAUUGAUUGAGGAGGUUUUUCCAAGACUUGAAGAGAAUGCAUUUGACAAAGUUUAUGUGAGUCAGAGGGCUUUGAUAACUCCAAAGAAUGACGUUGUCGAAAAUCUCAAUCAGAAAGUUAUUGAAAUCUUCCCGGGAGCCGAGGUAGUGUAUCACUCCUUUGAUACGGUAACAGAUGACCCCAAGAAUUUGUGGACACAAGAUUUUCUCAACACUAUUGCUCCAGGUGGAUUACCUCCUCACAAGCUUAUACUGAAGAUAGGUGAUCCAAUUAUUCUCUUGAGAAACCUUGAUCCAAAGUGUGGCCUUUGUAAUGGCACAAGGUUAUUGUGUCGAAGACUAUUCACAAACUUAAUCGAUGCAGAAAUUGUUACAGGUAGUUGCUCAGGGAUGAGAGUGUUGAUUCUGAGGAUACCCAUGGAGCCUCCAAAAGAGUCGAAAUUGCCUUUUAAGCUUACACGAAAGCAGUUUCCAGUUCAUGCAAGUUUUGCUCUAACGAUAAACAAGUCUCAAGGGAAGACCAUACCACAUGUUGGUUUUUACCUACAAGAACAUGUGUUUAGUCAUGGACAGUUGUAUGUUGCUUUGUCCAGGGGAGUCUCAAGAACCACAACAAAAGUAUUAGUUAAGAAUGGGACUCUUCCAGAUGUUAUAGGAAUGUUUACCAGAAAUGUUGUUUUUAAAGAGGGCCUGAAAUUAUGUGAUAGUGUUUGGUGA
This is a messenger RNA of Papaver somniferum (opium poppy), 1908 nucleotides long. RefSeq lists its product as uncharacterized. Lineage: Eukaryota; Viridiplantae; Streptophyta; Magnoliopsida; Ranunculales; Papaveraceae. Gene Ontology annotation, biological process: DNA repair; telomere maintenance. The record is from RefSeq and is a predicted model, not a curated record. Bases 1 to 1908 code for a protein of 635 amino acids. The transcript has 4 exons. Gene Ontology annotation, molecular function: DNA helicase activity.